This is a messenger RNA of Malaya genurostris, 5886 nucleotides long. RefSeq lists its product as uncharacterized. Lineage: Eukaryota; Metazoa; Arthropoda; Insecta; Diptera; Culicidae. Gene Ontology annotation, molecular function: nucleic acid binding. Bases 1 to 5886 code for a protein of 1961 amino acids. The record is from RefSeq and is a predicted model, not a curated record. Gene Ontology annotation, biological process: DNA integration. The transcript has 2 exons.
AUGUCAGAUGAAAACCAAAGUAGCUGCCCGGCGUGUGGGGAAUCCGACAACAGUAGGAUGGUCGCUUGUGAUAAGUGCGGAAGUUGGUGGCACUUUGAGUGCGUCGGCGUAGGGGAAAGCGUUAGCGAGAAAGACUUUCUCUGUCGGAAGUGCAUCUUUACUGAGAAGGAACCCACACAAGAUCCGCGAAAAUCGACGAGCGCUGCCGGUUCAGAGGCAGGCGCAUCUGCUAGCAGCGUCCGAGCGAGAACUAAAUUUCGUCUGCAGAAACUUCAGGAAGAAGCAGAACUGAAAAAGCGACAAUUGAAUCUCGCGCUGGUUGAGCAGCGGAAACGUCACGAGGCGGAAAAGCUGUUGAAGGAAAUCGAUCUCGAGAAAAAACAGCUGGAAAUCGAUUCAGUAUACCUGCGGGAGAAAUUUCAAGCGAUGGAAGACGAUUGCGAAGAAGAAGGCGAUGAUCAGAAAAGUCGGAAAUCCGUUCAGAGCAGCGACAGCAAGGUCAAUCAAUGGCGUAAGCGACAUCUAGAGGGUUUGGUGAAUUCUACCUUAGCCACUCAGGAGACAGCUUUCCCUUCGACGACAACUGCGACAGCUGCCGUGCAGGAAACCCCGUCGUGUACAGCAUUCUCGUCUGCGCAAGUAACAACAUUUGUAACAACCAGCCGUGCGAAUGCGACGGUCGUCCCAGAGAUCCCGUUACAAGUUCCGUGUACGGUGUCCACUUCUAUCGUUCCGGUGGAUCCAGCAUUUCAAUGGAGCCAGCCGUGGGUUCGCAAUAAUGGUAUCAGCGGUAUGAAAAAUCAAAUGCCGCGACAGUAUCCAUACGGGACAUCUCAGGUAGGAGGUGUAAUUAAUAGUAUAAACGUUAGGCCCCAAGGCAGUGCUGGAAAUAAAGCACCGGUAGGAGGCAAUUUCGUGCCUAGUAGUGCUGUACCCCUACAGGGAGGUAAUCAAUGUAGCAAUCGUAAUUCGUAUGAUGCAUUCUACCGCCAGUUUCCCACUCAUGUGUAUCCAUUUGAUCGGAAAUUCUAUGGAUUUAAUAAUCAAAUAUCUCAAUCGUAUCCCUUCGGGAUUUCGCAAGUAGGAGGUGUAAUUAACAGUUCGAACGAUAGGUCUCAAGGCAACUGUGAUGGUAAAACAUCGGCAGGAGGCAAUGUUUUGCCAGGUAGUGCAGUACCUCUGCAGGGAGGUAAUCAGUGUAGCAAUAGUAAUUCGUAUGAAAGAUUCGAUCAACAGUUUUCAAAUAAUGUACACCCACUCGAUCGAACUCAUUUAUUAUCUUCUGCGUUACCAGUGCAUGACCCAUCACAGCCGGGAAUACAAUAUCCCUCUCUUAAUUUAUCGCCAGUUACUCAAGUCGAGCCCACUUCGCUACAACUGGCAGCACGCCAGGUGAUGUCAAAGGAACUUCCGCUGUUCUCAGGUGAUCCGGAAGAAUGGCCGUUAUUUAUAAGUUCGUUUAACAAUUCCACAAGUGCAUGUGGAUUUACUCACACGGAAAAUUUAAUGCGACUCCAACGGUGUCUGCGUGGUGCCGCGUUGGAAGCGGUACGAAGCAAAUUGUUGAUUCCGGAUUCCGUGCCACAGGUCAUAUCGGUUUUGCAGACUCUUUAUGGCAGACCUGAAAUUCUAGUGUAUGCUUUGCUUAAGAAAGUGAGAGAAGUUCCAACUCCGCGACCAGAGAAACUCGAGACACUUAUAGGGUACGGAAUAGCUGUACAAAAUCUUUGCGAUCAUCUGCUCGCGAGUCAUCAGGAAGCGCAUUUGAACAAUCCUACGCUACUUUAUGAGCUGGUGGACAAACUGCCGGCGAAUCUCAAGCUUGAAUGGGCAAUGGUUAAACGUCAACAACCCGGAGCUGAUCUUCGAACGUUUGCGACUUAUAUGUCAACUUUGGUAUCUGCGGCCAGCGAGGUCACGCUGACGGUAGAUAUGAGGGCAAAUCAUCCGAAGCACGACAAAUCGAAAGGGAAAAACUUCUGUAAUCCACAUUCGACGGACAUAUCGAAGCUAUCCCAGCCAGCUGAGAGUAGUUCUUUGGAUAAACGAUGUCUCGUUUGUCAAGAAGCAUGGCAUAAAGUGCGAGAUUGUAUUGCUUUCCGGAAACUGGACGUUGAUAACCGAUGGAAAUUGGUCCAGAAGUUAUCACUCUGUCGUACCUGUUUAUUCUCGCAUGGAAGGCGAUCGUGUAAGUCGAAGAGUCGAUGUGAAAUAGGAGGUUGCUCGUACAGGCAUCAUCCGUUGCUGCAUACUGAUCCGAAAAGAAGUAAUCCGUCAUCAGCCAGAGACACGGCGGUGCAAAACCAUCACGCUACUGGGAGGGGGUCUCUUUUCCGCGUUGUGCCAGUCACACUCCAUGGGGAGAAACGUUCGGUUACUACUUUCGCUUUCCUAGACGAUGGCUCGUCGAUAACGCUGAUUGAUGAAUCUAUUGCUGAUUCUCUCGGUGUGAAUGGCAAAUCUGAAAGCUUGUGUCUGUCCUGGACGGGAAACGUGACUCGGUCGGAAGAACAUUCUAAGCGAGUGAGGUUAGAUAUUUCCGGUAUCUCCCAAGAGAAGAAGUUUGUACUCUCUGAUGUUCGCACGGUUAAGGAUCUAGGAUUGCCGACACAGACUCUCCGCUAUGACGAAUUGGUGAAGCUCUACCCAUACUUGGCAGGUCUGCCUAUUCCGGAUUACCGGGAUGCCGUUCCAAAGAUUUUGAUUGGUAACGACAAUGCGCAUUUGAGUGUCACCUUGAAGAGGCGUGAACGACAGGUGGAUGAACCCAUAGCUACCAAAACGAGAUUGGGAUGGGCGAUCCAUGGGCCAAUAUUGACGAUGGGGAACGAACGGUGUUUCAACAUGCACCUGUGCAAAUGUGUAAGAGAAGAGGACGAUUUACAUGAACUGGUAAAACAGUAUUUUUCGUUGGAAAAUAUGAGAGUUUCUAUACCACAAAGCCUCGAUACCGAAGAGAAUCAACGGGCAAAGCAGAUUUUGCAAUCAACCACUCAGCGUGUUGGCUUACGAUUUGAAAUUGGAUUAUUGUGGAAAUUUGACGAGUUCGAGUUUCCCGACAGUUACUUCAUGGCCAUACGGCGGCUAGAAUGCCUCGAAAGGCGUAUCAAGGCGGAUGCCGGUAUAGGUGGUAGUGUACUACGACAGAUACAGGAAUAUAAAGCAAAAGGAUAUAUACAAAAGGCUACGGAAGAAGAACUUGCCGCAUCCGAUCCGCGAAAGGUCUGGUAUUUACCAUUGGGCGUCACCACGAACCCCAAGAAGCCAGGAAAAAUACGUAUUUUCUGCGAUGCUGCUGCGAAAGUUGACGGUGUGAGCUUGAACACGAUGCUGAUUAAGGGACCGGACCUGCUCGUACCGUUGAAGGGAGUGCUCACUGGAUUUCGUGAAAAAAGAAUAGCUAUCUGUGCCGACGUGAAAGAAAUGUUUCACCAGAUGCUCGUGCGAAAGGAGGAUCGAGAUGCCCAACGUAUAUUGCUGAGAGAUGACCCUAAUCAGAAUCCUCAAGUGUACUUCAUGAAUGUAGCCACGUUCGGGUCCGCGAGCUCGCCAUGUUCGGCGCAAUUCGUUAAGAAUUUGAAUGCUACGGAAUAUGCAGAUCGAUAUCCUGAAGCUGCCGACGCGAUCAUACGUAAGCACUACGUCGAUGAUUAUCUGGACAGCGUGGAUACUGAAGAGGAGGCCAUUCGUAGGGCGAGGGAAGUUACUUUCGUGCACUCUAGAGGUGGUUUUGUCAUUCGUGGAUGGAUGUCUAACUCGGAAAAGGUUUUGAGUAAGCUCGGUGAGACGAAGACAGCAGAAGUUAAAGAGUUCUUGACGGGAACUGGCCUAUGUUCGGAGCGCGUGCUUGGCGUGCUUUGGAUACCACAGGAAGACGCAUUUACGUACGCGUCCAACUUUACGGUAGUACCUGCCUGGCCCACCAAGAGAGAGCUGCUAAGAACGACGGUACGAGUUUCGCGCUGUUACUUUCCAGAACAGCCUUCAUCGGCAGUCGAGAAUAUACAACUACAUGUAUUCGUUGACGCAAGCUUGGUUGCGUUUGCCUGCGUAGCCUAUCUGCGGGCCGAAGUAGCGGGACAACUGCAGUGCGCAUUAAUAUGCGCGAAGGCGAAGGUAGCCUCACUCAAAUUGACGUCGGUACCGCGACUGGAACUUCAAGCAGCACUGCUAGGAGCGCGAGUAAUGGAGGACAUCUGUAACACUCAUACUCUACCAAUCGCGAAGAGGUAUAUGUGGACUGAUUCGAAAACCGUUAUGGGCUGGAUCAAUUCUGAUCAGCGCAGAUAUACGCAAUACGUCGCUUUCCGUAUCGGGGAGAUCUUGGAGAAAACGAGUAGAGCUGAAUGGCAUUGGCUUCCGUCGGAUUUGAACGCUUCAGACGAUGCUACGAAGUGGAAGGGGCAACCCGAUUUGAAUCCAAACGGCCGUUGGUUUGGAGAACCUGAGCUUUUGCAUAUGGAUGAGGCGUACUGGCCGUCAUCUCAGGGUGUAAACUACGAUACGAUAGAGGAGCAGCGCCCUAACCUGGUAAUCGAGCACGAAGUGGUUCGUUCAGUGUUCGACUGGGAAAGAUUUUCGAAAUGGCAACGUCUCACCCGAGCUAUCGGAUAUGUCGGUCGAUUCCUUGGGAAUCUGAAAGCGAAGAUACGGCGGGUUCCUGCUACACACGGACCACUGUCGAGAGAAGAAUUGGAAAUGGCGGAAACGUGGAUAUUUCGUGCCAUCCAGAAAGAGGUUUACUUGAAGGAGGUGGUCUUACUUUCGAAGCUUGACACUGUGAAAAAAGGUAUUAAAUUAGGCGGUGGCAGUAAACUCUACAGACUCUCUCCGUUCCUGGACGAAAAGGGAAUUAUGCGCAUGGAAAGCCGAAUAAGCUUGGCGGCGUUUGCGUCGUACGAUACUAGGAACCCUAUCAUACUUCCUCGAAAUCACCAUGUUACAAGCCUCAUCGUCUUGUGGUAUCAUCGUAAAUUCCUGCAUGGAAGCAGGGAAACGGUCAUCAACGAAUUGAGGCAACGCUUCCAUGUCUCUUACCUUCGCACCGUAGUUCGGAGUGUAACCGGAAAGUGUGCUGAAUGUAAAAUCCGUAAUGCUGUCCCCUGGGUACCCCGGAUGAGCCCGCUGCCGAGAGCCAGACUUGGAGCCUUCUUCCGACCAUUUUCGUUCACGGGUCUGGACUAUUUUGGUCCCAUAACCAUUCGAGAGGGCCGAUGCAAUGUGAAACGUUGGGUAGCGUUAUUCACGUGCCUAUCUAUCCGCGCAGUGCACUUAGAAGUCGUGCAUUCAUUGUCAACGGAAUCCUGCAAGAUGGCGAUUCGCCGGUUCGUGGCCAGACGAGGCUCUCCUUCCGAGAUCUAUAGCGAUAAUGCGACGAACUUCGUGGGUGCAAGCAACGAACUCCGGGACGAAAUCAAAGUCAUGAACGCAUCCUUAGCCGAGACUUUCACGAAUGCUACUACGAAAUGGAUGUUUGUUCCACCGUCUGCUCCGCACAUGGGCGGCGCCUGGGAAAGGAUGGUGCGCUCCGUCAAAUCAGCUUUCUACGCAAUGUCAACUACGCAGCUCCCUACGGAAGAGAUAUUCGGUACAGUACUGGUAGAGGCGGAAAGUAUCGUUAACUCUAGGCCUCUAACGUUUCUUCCGUUGGACAUGGCUAAUCAGGAAGCCCUAACUCCCAACCACUUCCUUCUUAGCAGUUCCAGCGGGGUGGCACAGCCGCCGAGGAGACUGGUUGAGUCGGAUAGCGUAUGUCGGAGUGAUUGGGAUCGAAGUCGCCGCUUGGUGGACCUGUUUUGGGGUCGCUGGAUACGCGAGUAUCUGCCCGUUAUUGCCAAAAGGACGAAAUGGUUCGGAGAGGUAAAGCCGGUUAAGAAAGGUGACUAA